Molecule: messenger RNA, 1286 nt
Organism: Hypomesus transpacificus
Lineage: Eukaryota; Metazoa; Chordata; Actinopteri; Osmeriformes; Osmeridae
Gene: eva1bb
Product: eva-1 homolog Bb (C. elegans)
Exons: 3
Coding region: 233-703 (156 amino acids)
Source: RefSeq, a predicted model, not a curated record
CUCCACAGCAGAGGAGGGAGGGUGAGGGCUGGACUCUCCUCAGAAGGUCCGUCUCGUCUCAGCUGCCAGAUCGUCCACCAGCUGAGUAGUCUGCCUGAACUGUAGAGCCUCACAGGUGCACAUUGACAACAUAAGCAACUAUUAUUGGAUCUAUGGAUUGACCACGGCUAUACUUUACCCAAGACCAGGACCUCAGACUGCAGAUCAGGAGAUGUGACAACCAGAAGUAAAAAUGGAACCAAUCAGGAAAGACAUGGAGCUCCUUAGCAACAGCAUGGCCACCUUUGCUCACAUCAAAGCCAACCCAGAAACCUUGGCCCUCUACUUCAUGAUGGGUGUGUGUUCUGGCCUGCUCCUGGCCCUCUGUCUCCUGGUGGUGAGCAUCGCCUGCAAGACCUGCCAGCGUGCUCGCACACUGCCCCCCGCCCACCGGAGUCAACUGAAGGAGAGAGGGGAGGACGAGAGCUUGGAGGGGGACAGCAGUGAGGAGGAAGACGUCUCCAGCGUCCUGGUCAGCCCUCUGACUGAGCACAGCCACAUAGGCACGGUGAGGAGCGUGAACGUGUUUGCGUCUGCGGAGGAGCUGGAGAAGGCUCGUCGUCUGGAGGAGAGGGAGCGCAUCAUCAGGGAUAUCUGGAGGAACGGACAGCCAGACAUCCUGGUCACAGGGACAGGGACCGUAGGACGGGUUCACUACCACUAGGACACUUCCCUGGUCCUGACCAAUCACGUGAGACUUUCCUGGUCCCGACCAGUCAUGUGAGACUUCCCUGGUCCUGACCAAUAGCAUCAGAGACUGCAGAAGACAAGCUUCAUGUGAUAAGCUCACUUCUCUGAGCCGUAAAGUGCAGUCAGAGAUAAUAUUAUGUAUGGCUGUCCUGUUUCUUCAUAUACCACAAAAUUAUGCAUUUUGUAAUUCUGCAUAAUCAUCCAUAUUUCUAUUUAAACAUGAUGUAAAAGAAUGCUGUGUCCUUGUAUAUGAAGUAUUUGAAUCCUGAAUACUUUACUUGUCAUCCUUCUCCCACAUUCCCAGCAUCAAUCUUCCAGACUAAUAUUAGCAAGUUUCCCACACAAACCCAACAUUCUUUGGCUCUUGUCAGCCGUCUUCUCUGACCCUGUCACUUCCUGUGUUCCCGUUCCACAGUCCCAUAAGCCCCUCUGUUCCAGCUCCAGCAAGGCUGGCCUCUGCUCAGGGCCCCAGUGAGGCUGGCCUCCUGGUCUCUGCUCAGGGCUCCAGUGAGGCUGGCCUCUGCUCAGGGCUCCAGUGAGGCUGGCCUCUGCUCAGG